ACUAAUCAAGUUGGUAUUAAAUUAACUUUGUAAAAAUUUUUUUAAAAAUUAAAAAUCACUUUAAAUUAAUUAACAUGUCCAAAUUUGUAUCAAUUGCAAUUGCAUUGCUAACAGUUAGCAUUAUUGAAUGCAAAGUUGAUGUAAAAUUUGCACCCUAUUUCUACGUACAAAAUGGCAUCGAUUUGGCUAAUGUUAAACAACAGACAGGCAUACAGGGCCUGACACUGGCCUUUGCAUUGGCACAGUGGGGCUCAUGUACCCCAAGCUUUGAUGCCGGUCCAGUUGACAGCCCGGCCCUAGUCCAACAGUUCAACAAUUUUCGCAACUCAGGCGGUCAGAUUAUACUGUCCACCGGAGGAGCUGCCGGUACCUAUUUGGACAAUGUGUGCGGUAAUGCCGAUAAUUUGGCCAAUGCCUACAUCAAGGCUAUCAAGUCGACCGGUGCCGUUGGUCUGGAUCUCGAUAUUGAAGAGGACAUACCCUACGAUAUAGUGAUGCAAGCGGUAAAAAAAGUUCAACAACAGACCGGCGUUACCGUCAGCAUCACUGUUGCCUCCGAUGAAAAUGGUCUGGGAGCCCGAGCCAAAUUGGCCAUAGAGGCAGCAAAACGUGCCGGCACUACUAUCGAUCUGGUCAACCCGAUGGCCAUGGAUUUCCCGAAAUCGCCAAACUCUCCGACCUAUGGCCAGGCAGUGGUCAACUGUGCCGAAGCAGUCAAACGUCAACUUCAACAAUAUUGGCCCCAGAAAUCGUCGGCCCAAUUGUAUGGCAUGUUAGGCGUUACACCAAUGAUCGGUGUCAAUGAUUGUUGCGGUGCACUGUUCACACUCAACGAUGCCCAACAACUGCUACAGUAUGCCCGUACCAAUCGUAUUGGUCGUAUAGGCUUCUGGAGCCUGAAUCGUGACCAACAGUGUCCGGGCGGUAGUCAACAAUUAUCGGCUACCUGUUCCGGUGUACAACAAUCUAGCUAUCAAUUUGCCAAAACUUUAGCGCAGUUUAAAUAAAUAAAUAAAAAUAUUAUUGUUUGUUAAACUAAUUAUAUUAUUAGAAAAUAAUGAUAUAUCAAUAAUACUAGUUGUUAU
Molecule: messenger RNA, 1085 nt
Organism: Oppia nitens
Lineage: Eukaryota; Metazoa; Arthropoda; Arachnida; Sarcoptiformes; Oppiidae
Product: chitinase-like
Exons: 3
Coding region: 75-1007 (310 amino acids)
Biological process (GO): carbohydrate metabolic process
Source: RefSeq, a predicted model, not a curated record